GCGAGGUCGGGCGUUUUCGUCGCGGCUCGAAGCGUGAGGGUACACUGUGAAGCAGCUCUGGGCCGCUGAGAAGACGAGGGCAGUGAUUUGAUAAUGGAGGGAGACCACAGUGAAACCAGAGGUAAGGGGGGCGAUCAGGUUGCGCAGAACCCCCAGGCCUUGGCGGCUCCCCGGGACCGGAUCGACAGCAUGUCGCACAGCGCUUCCACCAUCCAGAGUUUACCCAAGUCCGUGAAGAGAAGAGUAAACGCCUUAAAGCAGCUGCAGGUCCAGUGCGCCCACAUAGAAGCCAAGUUCUAUGAGGAGGUCCACGAGCUGGAGAGAAAGUACGCCGCCCUCUACCAGCCGCUGUUUGACAAGAGACGAGAUGUGGUGUCGGGCACAGUGGAACCUACGGAUGAGGAGUGCGAGUGGCACAGUGAAAAUGAGGAAGAAGAGGAACUGGCUGAGGAGCUGAAGAAGAAGGCCGCAGUGGAGGAGAAGACGGAGGAGGUGGCAGCCGAGGAAGACCCCAAGGGCAUCCCUGAGUUCUGGCUCACAAUCUUCAGGAGUGUUGACAUGCUCAGUGACAUGCUGCAGGAACAUGAUGAGCCAAUCCUAAAACACCUACAGGACAUCAAAGUGAAAUUUUCCGAGCCAGGGCAACCUAUGAGUUUUACUCUAGAGUUCCACUUCGAGCCCAACAGUUACUUCAAAAACACAGUCCUCACGAAGGUGUACAAGAUGAAGUCAGAGCCUGACCCGGUUGAACCGUUCUCCUUCGAGGGGCCGGAGAUUGUGGACUGUGAAGGCUGUGAGAUCGACUGGUAUAAAGGCAAGAAUGUGACAGUGAAGACCAUCAAGAAGAAACAGAAGCACAAGGGCCGGGGAACCGUCAGGACCAUCACCAAACAAGUGCCCAGCGACUCCUUCUUCAACUUCUUCAACCCCAUCAAGGUGUCUGAAGACGGAGAGAUGGACGAGGACUCUGAGUUCACCCUGGCUGCAGACUUUGAGAUCGGCCACUUCUUCCGCGAGAGGAUCGUACCGAGGGCCGUGCUGUACUUCACCGGGGAGGCCCUGGAGGACGACGAGAGCUUUGAAGAGGAGGAACUGGAGGAAGGAGAGGAGGACCAUGAAGAGGAUGGCGAGGAAGAAGAGGGAGAGGAAGACCACACGGCGUAACUCAUUCUCACUCCAUGCAUUUAUAGAGAGAAGACCCCCAACCCGCCGAGUGUAAACAGCAGUAAUCCGGAGGUCCCACUGGGGCAGCUCACCCCUGUCACCGCACAGAAAGCCACAUUAACUCUCGAACUCCAGAUAAAAAGUGUUUUAAGUGCAUGCCCGCCAGUCUCAUAUCCUUCUUUUCCUUGUACAGAGUCAACCUACUCAGAAAUAUUGGUACCACACUAAAUACAGUGAUAGAUGUGAUAAACUAUUCAAGGUGUAACCGCACCAUUGGUCACUGCUGAGAACCAGCACACCUUCUGGAUGGCUCCAUUUGCGAUUGACACCACAUCCCAGAAGCGAAUGCAAAUUCUACUACCAAGCGAAUCCAACAUUUGACUUGACGUCAUAGGUUACUCAGGGUUUUUUAUGCCAAGACAACAAUGUGUGGAAUUCUAACACGGAACUUUGGGGUUGCCUUCUUAAAGGUUUUUUUUUUCUUCUCGGCUCAGAUGAAAAGGAAGUAUCUUUUUCAGACAGUUUUCUCUUAUUCAGAAGUUAUUUAUAUUAGUUUAGUUUUACUAGGUUUUUUUUUUUUUUUUUAAAUCUGGUUUGAACUAUGUAUGGAACUAUGCUGUGUGAUGAGGCACAAGGCUGUCUCCCUUACUAAGAACUCUACCCUGUGGAAAAGAGCCCCUGUAGUUUCAGUCACUUCAUUGCAGUCUCACGAAUGCUGUUGCUUUACUGCCUAAGCGCUUACUAAUAAAUGCAACGUUUUCUUGCCAAAUUAAUUUUUACUGUUGAAAAAUUGCUACAAGUUAAAAAAAAAAAAAAAAAAACGGGGUGAAGCUGAAAACCCUUCAGGCCGAAAGCAGAUCUGAGGGGAGGGGGGGCUCGCCUGGGACCUGCAGCGAACGACACCCAGAUUUUUUUGUUCCGUUGCUGUCCGCCUCCCGCCCGGGGAGGAAAAGGAAAGAUGAGGACUCUGUGCGGCCCAGGCCACCAGCCUCAGUCAGUUGUCUCUCUGCACAGUUGCAGCAGUUUCCAACUGCGCACCAUGCUAACGCAUCGCUGUUCUUUUAAGACCACUUCUGACACGUCUCAAAGUUUUAUCUGUUUACCUGUCAACGACAGCAGGGGGGUAGUGCAUAUUUUUUUGGAGCUUGGACGUUCCUACACAAUUGGUUUCCUCAUUUGGUCCUGUUGGGUGAAUACCAAAUAUAUCAGUACAUAAAGUAAUAAUUGGGGCUUCUUCGGCCUAUUUUUAAUGCAGACCUUACUUGUGAAAAACCAACAGGACACAUUCACAAGCCAAAGCACGAUGACCCUCUGUUUAGGCAGUGUUCUAGUAAUGGCCUUACCUCGGUCUAAUGCAUUUGUUACUCGAUACAAGGUGUUUUCAGUGUGUAC
Messenger RNA from Megalops cyprinoides (Indo-Pacific tarpon), 2556 nucleotides. RefSeq names its product nucleosome assembly protein 1-like 4. Gene Ontology annotation, biological process: nucleosome assembly. Gene Ontology annotation, cellular component: chromatin; nucleus. Gene Ontology annotation, molecular function: chromatin binding; histone binding. Lineage: Eukaryota; Metazoa; Chordata; Actinopteri; Elopiformes; Megalopidae. The transcript is spliced from 15 exons. The record is from RefSeq and is a predicted model, not a curated record. The coding region runs from base 94 to 1164 and encodes 356 amino acids.